GACGGGGGUGGACCCUUCUCCUUUCUUAAGCUCCAGCCAGUCAAGCCAGGGCUAGAAAGCCAGACAGACAGCCGCCCCUUGCAGUCUCUACCUGUCUUUACGGAGCUGGGAAAGGAGCCCAGCCUGCAGUUAGUGCUUGGAAGCACAGACCAGCCUGGCCGCUUCUGCCACAUCACCCACGAUCUGCUAACAUGGCCAACCAGCUGACCGAGGAGCAAAUCGCUGAGUUCAAGGAGGCCUUCUCUCUGUUUGACAAGGAUGGGGAUGGCUGCAUCACCACCCAGGAACUGGGCACCGUCAUGCGGUCCCUGGGUCAGAACCCCACAGAGGCUGAGCUCCAGGGCAUGGUCAAUGAAAUUGACAAGGAUGGAAACGGUACCGUGGACUUCCCAGAGUUCCUGAGCAUGAUGUCCAGGAAGAUGAAAGACACCGACAGCGAGGAGGAGAUCCGGGAGGCCUUCCGAGUGUUCGACAAGGACGGCAACGGCUACGUGAGCGCAGCCGAGCUGAGGCACGUGAUGACCAGGCUGGGAGAGAAGCUGAGUGAUGAGGAGGUGGAGGAAAUGAUACGGGCAGCAGAUACAGACGGUGAUGGGCAAGUGAACUACGAGGAGUUUGUGCACAUGCUAGUGUCCAAGUGAGACUGCACCAGAGACCGUUGUAGCUAGGUGCCCAUCGGGCUCCUGGGCGGCAAUUUUGUCUGGACAAUGGCUGCCCUCACUGUGGUGAGAAUAUUACCCAGAAUGUAGUCGUCUUUCCCUGUUUCCCAGCUUCCUUCGGGCUGAAUGGACUGUAUCCACCAGUCUGCAUUUCACUUUCUGCAUCUCCUUUUCUGCCAACUUUCCACCUGUCCAUUCCCCCUGAUGGAGACUGCCUCAGGCUGAGACUGGCAUCAACUCCUCCCAGCCCUCAAGAGCUGAAGCAGAAUGGCCCAUCUCUGCAUGGGCAAUGAGCCAAAGGACCAUGCUCCUAUUUUGUUUUUGUUUUUUUUCUUUCUUUCUUUCUUUCUUUCUUUCUUUCUUUCUUUCUUUCUUUCUUUCUUUCUUUCUUUUUCUUCCUUUCUGUUUUCAACAGAAAUGUUCAUUAACUCCAGGGCAUACUUCAGGCAGGAAUCUCCGUGUGUGUGUGUGUGUGUGUGUGUGUGUGUGUGUGUGUAUGUAAGAUUGUAGCAAAAACAGAGGUCUGCCUAGCCUGGAAGCAUCAAAAACUGGGUAGGGUCCCUAAGUGGCCCAAUGCUUGGCAUCAAGAUGGCCUGUAGCUGUUGGGGCACAUCAUAGUUCCUGCUUUCUAAAUCCAGCAGAUGAGGUCUUAGACUAAACCUCAUCUGCUGCUGGAUUUAGAAAGCAUCUGGGCAUCAUAGUGAAAGGCAGUGAUGGAGAUUUUGAUGACUGCGGCCAGGCCCUCUGGAAAACAUCUCACUUCUCUUCCAUGCAAAGCUUGUUUGUUCCUUUCUGUCUUAUCCAAACCUCUGUAAUUUCUUUUUUGUUUUCUUUCUUUUCUCUAUUCUAAUUGUUUUGAACUGGGAGUAAAUCUGAAGGUCAUUGUAACAUAUAUGUAUUCAUCUAGAAAGAGAGAAGUUUGAAUGAAAGAGAGAUAGAGGGAAGCUGCAGGGGAAUAAAUAAGAUAUCCAUGUUCCUGUUUUGUUUCUUUUUCUGCUUCUAAGUAAAACACUAUUUCCAAAGUCCAGGUUGCUAACUGGUUUAUCUCCAAGAUAGCAACCAGGUUUUUUUUUCUGGUGUGUGCUUUUUGUAAAUGCAAUAAACUCCUGUAUUGGUGUGUAUAGAAAAA
Molecule: messenger RNA, 1788 nt
Organism: Meriones unguiculatus (Mongolian gerbil)
Lineage: Eukaryota; Metazoa; Chordata; Mammalia; Rodentia; Muridae
Gene: Calml3
Product: calmodulin like 3
Exons: 1
Coding region: 192-641 (149 amino acids)
Cellular component (GO): myosin II complex
Molecular function (GO): calcium ion binding
Source: RefSeq, a predicted model, not a curated record